AGACAGAUAGGAGACAGACAGCUCCACUCCAACUCGUGCACUUAUCACGUUCACACUUCACCUACACUUGCUGAACUGCACUUGGAAAGCCCUAAACGUAACUUCGUAAGCGAAGACGCUGCCGUUUCUUCAUUUUCUUUCGCCGGGGUCGGUGCGGUUCUCUCUUCCAGAAGUUUUCGUGAGAUUUUAAUCUGUUCUGCAUAUGAAUUCCGGUGUUUCUACGGAUAAGGUGACGGAAUGCAAAGAUUCAGCGGAUGAAGCUUUAAAAAAAGCGGAUGAACCGACUGUUGUUGAAGCUAAAGAAAGUUCUAUUGAUCCAACCAGUGUUUCUUUAGAGCCUAUGACUCCUGAUUCUAUACGAGAGAAUGGGGAAGUCCCUGAUUUUGGUUCUCCAAUUACUGUGCUUAAAAAACCAGCGAAAGCACUCUGCUUUGAUUUGGAGACUUCCAGAAAUCAAGACCCAUUUGCUUCAAUUGAUGACAGCAGCAGCCCUCGAACUCCCAAAGAUUGUGUUUUUGAUCCAUUUGCUCCUGGUCCUGCUCACCUGGCGCUGGCCCCACUGUGCAAGAAAUAUUUUGACAAAUCAAGAGUUAAUGUUGUUCGUCGACUCAGCUUUGACUCCUCCUAUAAAAUUGUGGAAGAUGCGGGUUUCAUCUCUGAUGAAGAGAUGUUUGAUGCGGUAUACGAAAAUCUGUUGGCAGUUAUUGUUACCAAGCAGGCUGAAGAUGCUCUUUCAGAGAUUUCGAAUAUUGAAUGUGAUUUUGAUGCUUGCCAGACGCCUCCUUUGGCACCUCGGCUAACAGGCAUUGCUGAUACUUGUCCUGGUGCACCUGUAAAGCUCCCAGGUAAAUCAAGGAACCUUGACUUAGGAUUGUGCAGAAAGCUUGACUUUUGAUGCUCAAUGACUCUCCUCUUAUUUGUUGUUGACUAGCAGCUAACUUGGAUAGACAUUGAUGGUGUGAAAUUGUAAGGUUAGGGCUUUGAGUUAUAGCUUGUGUUAUUUAGGGAGUAUCGUCUGACAGGGAGCCACAAUCGUAGUACCAUUCUUGUAUAGUAAUUCAACAGGCAUUUCUUUUGGAGAUUAGCAAGAAAUCUUUGUUGCCAGACUGCAUCAUUGGUAUUC
Tripterygium wilfordii is the source of this 1123-nucleotide messenger RNA. Its product is annotated as cyclin-dependent protein kinase inhibitor SMR11-like. The transcript is spliced from 2 exons. Lineage: Eukaryota; Viridiplantae; Streptophyta; Magnoliopsida; Celastrales; Celastraceae. The coding region runs from base 203 to 895 and encodes 230 amino acids. The record is from RefSeq and is a predicted model, not a curated record.